UGGCGUCUGACGGUGAAGACGUUAUUGCAGUCGUCACAGUUCAGUGUUCUUAAUCUGUGCGUCCAUGUACACAUAUAUGUCCUUUAUUACACUCUAUUAAAUAGAGUAAACAUCGUUAAUAACUGUUUGCAUCCGGUUAUAUUAGUCUGAGCGCACUUUGAUGCUUCUCGAGCUAGCUUAGCCUGCUAGUUAGCUUAGCGUGUUAGCCGCUAACAAAGAGAGGCGGAAGUGAUGAAAACACAUCGCUAAGCAGAGAUCAAGUGUGAGUGUAAAGUGUUGUGAUUGUGUGAAAAUGUGCGAAAGAACGAUAGCAGAGUACGAGGAGGAACUUUGUCCAACAAAAGAGGAGAAGGAGCGACAACAUGAAAAACAUCAAGUUGUGUUACACAGAACAGACAUCCAUCAGCUGAUUGGACACCAAGAAGAAUGUCUCCCUCAUCUCCAGGGGGACAGUUUCACUUUAGAGGAUACACAGCCCUCACGCUUUAAAGGGGACGAGGAGGAUCCACAGCCCCCCUAUUUUAAAGAGGAAGAGGAGGGAGAGUGUCCUGUAGGGCAGGAGGAGGCUGAUCUCACCAAGUUUCCACUGACUGUUGUCUCUGUGAAGACUGAAGAGCAUGAAGACAAAGCACCUGAGUCCUCACAGCUUCAUCACAGUCCAAACGUCUGUGAAAAAUAUCGUCCACCUGAGCAGCAGGAGGGGUCCUCCAGUGUGGAGCAGAAGAGGUCACAGCACUUCCACGUGAAAGAAGAGGAGCCACAGCCCCCCCACUUUAAAGAUGAAGAAAAAGAGCGGCUGUCCCACGACUUCAUAGAGGAAGACAAGAGACACCUCAUCAGUGUGAAGAGUGAAGAUGAUGAGGUCAAAGGUGAGAGUGAACAGAAGUGGAGCUUCAGGAUGCGGACGGAGGAGCCACAGCCCUCCCACAUUAAGAAAGAAGAGAAAUACCCACUGAUCCCCCAUUUUAAAAAGGAAGCAGAGGACCCACUGACACCCCAUUUUAAAGAGGAUGCGGUGGAUCCACUGACCCCUCACAUUAAAGAGGAAGAGGAGGAACACAGCAUCAGUCAGCAGGGAGAGCAUCUUGAAGGACUGGAGGAGGUUGAUGUCACCAAGAUGCCAGUGACUGGUGUCCCUGUGAAGAGUGAAGGUGAUGAGGUCAAAGGUGAGAGUGAGGAGAAGAGAGAGGCGGAGCCUCCAAGCAGCAGCUCAACUCAACACAUGACAACAGAAGCUGAUGGAGACCACUGUGGAGGAUCACAAGCAGACAAGCUCUUAGCUCCACUAUCAGAUAGUGAGGACACAACGUCACACUCUCCUGACACUGAUGAUGAAGACUCUAAAGAUGAUAAGACAUGUCACACUGACAACACACACCUUACAUGUUCUCACUGUGACAAAACUUUUAAAUCUAGUAAUUUGAAAAGACACAUGAGAACACACACUGGAGAAAAACUUUUUUCAUGUUCAAUCUGCGGUAAAGAUUUUAAUCAAAGGGGCCAUUUGAAAAGACACAUGAGAACACACACUGGAGAAAAACCUUUUUCCUGCUCAGAAUGUGGAAAAAGUUUUGUAACAAGUACACAUUUGAAAAUACACAUGACAACACACACUGGUGAAAAACCCUUUUCCUGCUCAGAAUGUGGUAAAAGUUUUGCAACAAAUCAAAGGUUAAAAAUACACACAAGAACACACACUGGUGAAAAACCUUUUUCCUGCUCAGAAUGUGGUAAAAGUUUUGUAAAAAAUGUAAGUUUAAAAGUACACAUGAGAACACACACUGGAGAAAAACCUUUUUCCUGCUCAGAAUGUGGUAAAAGUUUUGCAGCAAGUCCAAGUUUAAAAGCACACAUGAGAAUACACACUGGAGAAAAACCUUUUUCGUGUUCAGUCUGCAAUAAAUAUUUUACUCUCAGGCCCAAUUUAAAAGCACACAUGAGAACACACACUGGAGACAAAUUUUCCUGCUCAGAAUGUGGUAAAAGUUUUGUAAGAAAUGUAAGUUUAAAAGUACACAUGAGAACACACACAGGAGAGAAAGUGUUGAGUUGCAGUGUGUGUGGUGAAAGAUUCUCCUAUAAGUACCAGUGUAAGAAACACAAGUGUGCUGGUGAGAACAGCAGCAGCAAAUGAAGAUGCAGGAUUUGAAAUAAACUUUCUAACACCAUCAGCACAUAUAACAUGUGUGACAUCAUUGUUGUGUGUGUAACACAAUCUUGUUAUUAUGCUUAUAACAUAUAUAGAGUAAAUACUUCAGAUUAGUGCUUUUAUUUCAGUCAAGUGCAUGAGUUAAUAUACACAUUUGUGUACUUUAAAAUGAACAGAACAAUUUGACUGAAAAGGUGAGAAUAAACAGUACAUAAAAUAUGUUACA
Nerophis lumbriciformis (worm pipefish) is the source of this 2375-nucleotide messenger RNA. The record is from RefSeq and is a predicted model, not a curated record. NCBI's taxonomy places the organism in Eukaryota, Metazoa, Chordata, Actinopteri, Syngnathiformes, Syngnathidae.